This is a messenger RNA of Prorocentrum cordatum, 2772 nucleotides long. The record is from the annotation of a GenBank genome assembly. Lineage: Eukaryota; Dinophyceae; Prorocentrales; Prorocentraceae.
AUGUCUGCCUCGCGGCGGCGCAUCUGUUUUCAGCAGGUGCGCGUGCUGGACGUACUCAUCGAUGUUUUCGCGGUCUUCCUCUCCCUGAGGCGGGCCGUCUUCUCUGCGGAGGUUCUGGCCGGGACCAUGUUCUGGCAGGUCCUCGACGUCUUCAUGGUCCUCUCGGAGGUUCUGGCCAGGAUCUGUCUCAAGCAGGUCCGCAUGCUGAGCGUGCCACUCGCGAUGUUUUUGAGGCUGUUCCAGUUUGUUUUGCUGCUCCUGGACAUAUUGAUGCAGACGCUGCACAUGUUGAUGCUGAUACAAUCGGUGGCGACGCUCAACGUCACCGUGCUGCGGAAGGACCGGUUGGAGACCAUCCUGGGCCACCAGGCCCUGAAGCACGUGGACGUCCUGCUCCUCCAGGAGGUCCUCCUGGCUUCGAGCACCCCGGGCUGGGUGAUUUCGACGGCCCUCAAAUACGGGUGGCGGGCAGCUUGCUCUACGCCGCCAAACCGGAACGCGAAGGGCGUCCCCAUGCAGGGUGGGACGGCCAUAUUCUGGAGACCAUCUUUGGGACAGGCCGCAGUACGCCGUGGCUCCCACCGCUACGUGGCGAUCCGUGUGGCUUGCGGCACCUUUGUCAGUGCCUAUGGGCCCGCUAGCUGUACGCCGGUGCCCUGGAUGGAGGAGGUGAUCCAGUUUGCAGAACAACAUUCUUCGGGCUCAUCUAUCUGGGUCGUCGGGGGUGACCUCAACUGGCGGCCCUGCUACAAGCAGUGCGUCUACGACGGCGUCGACUUGUGCGAGGCCCAAAGCACCACAGUUAUGAACACAGCUCCCACGCGCGUCCUGGCCAAGGGCGCUGCUCUCAUGCAGUUGUCGUCACAGUUCGUGGAGGGCAUCCCCUACCACGCCCUGGUUACUUACCAAGUUGGCGUGCUCCACGCUCCCAGGACAUCCAAGCCCUUGAAGCUGAAGUACGGCAGCGUCUACCUGUCCUGCCCCGUGCCGACCCUCUUUUUGAGCGCUGGCAUCGAUGGCACGCGCGAGCAGAGCUUGCUAUGCAGGCUCAAGCGGCUCGGUCGGCGCAUAGCCCAUGGUCUACGCGAUGGUCCACAGCGCCCUCUCGAGGGCGGUCUCUUGGAUCAAUUUGUACGUGAAUGCCUACGUGGAUACAUCGACGUCGACGGCUCGGGCGUCCCAUCCUACGGCAGAGCACAUUACCUAGUGUCUAAAUCAAUCACUCGCGAGCAAGGCCGGCUCCAGAAGCAGGUCUCGAGCGACUGGAAGCAGCUGUUCAAAACCUUCACCCCUGAAACUUGGAAUGCGGCCUCCGGGGUCCUCAAGCCAAGCGGGGAGUGCCCACGUUUCAGAACAAACGACAUGGCCAAGGAGUGGAAACAGAUCUGGUGCCCACCCAGCACUUUCGACGGCAAGCAGUGUGCAGAGCAGUGGAAAUGGUACGCGUCCCAGAUGCGCGAGCCGCUUCCCACUUCUACGUGUCCAGCAGAUUGGGUUCCCACUUAUGCUGAUUUUGUGAAGGCGGUGAAGAAAGGCAAAGGAAGUGCCGGCUAUAACGGCUGGCAUUCUUCCGAGCUCAAGCUCAUGGCCUCCCAGCUCGAGUUCCUAGUGCGGGAAUUGUAUGACCUCUGGUGCGACACCUGCUUCUUCCUCGCGGAGGCCGGCCUUGCUUCGGAGGAGGGUAUCAAGUUCGGGCGCCAAGACGCCCUGCGAGAACUUCAACGGCUACUCUUCUGCUGGCGCGUCGUCGGCGUGCCGAAAAAGGAUCCGACACAAAGCCGCUCCAUCGGCGUGGGGUCGUGCUUGCUCCGGUCCUGGCUGACGGCCUGCGAACCAAGCUUACCUGCGCCACAAGAAGCUCAAUAUGCGUGCAAGUCUGGGACAUCCGUUGUCCACGCGUGCUGCCUUUGGCUCCGAUCUUGCGAGGAGGGCGAUUGCGGCACCGAGAGAGACUUAUCGAAGUGCUACGAUAACGUUCCCCACGAGGUUGGGCUCGCUGCGCUGCACAAGUCGGGCACGCCCCAGCUGGUCACUGCCGUGGCCCACGCUGCGUGGACGGGGCCCCGUAUAUGCCAAGUUGCAGGGGAGCUCGCUGACGCAGAAAUCUGGCCGACGCGCAGCCUGGCCCAGGGCGAUAGCUGCGCGCCAAAAGUCUUAUGCGAGGUCCUUUCGCCGUGGACUACGCACGGCACGAAGUUCCUCUUCAUGGAUGACCGGUCGCUGGUCUACUCUUCCAAGGCGCAGCUCGACUCCGACAUCCAGAGCACGGACGAGUUCGACACUGGCACAGGUGCCAUCGAGAACGAGUCCAAGCGGCAGCGCUGGGUGCGCGGCCAAGGCAAAGCCAUCGAGCACGUGGGCAUUCUGGCUGUACCUGAUGACCCAGACGUGGACAUCACGCCGGGGGCUGGCUGGUCCAAGCUCCACAAGCGCCUCGAAGCCAUCCGGGGCCUCCCAGGAUCAGCCGCGACCAGAUCGCGCGCUGUGGGCGCAUAUGCGAAGCCCCUGUGGCUGUGGUGCUGCCCUGUUUUCUCCCUGGCGCCGCCCCAGGCCACGGGCGAGGUGAUGAGGGCCGUCUUACGGACGAAAUGCACGUGGUGGUGCAGGGGGCGCUUCUGGGCCCUCAACUUCAACCUGCACCCAGUAUUUACCACGGUUCUCACGGCGAUCGAGAGGAUCACGACGCGGGACCUGGAGUGGAGCUCUUUCUUGAAGCACAAUUUCGAGCAGUACCUGGAUGCCGUGGGCCUGGACUUCCUGACCUUCCACGAG